AUGUCACAGGCAGCGGCUCAGCGACUCGAAGAGGAGGUGAAGCUCCUGCGAAAGAUGCAGGAUGAGGCGCAGCAGACGAUGAACACUCGCGCGCAGCUCGUGGCACAGAUGAAGGAAAAUGAAUUGGUGAAGCAAGAGCUCGAUCUGAUCGCUGACGAUGACGAGGGUGCGCGCAUCUAUAAGCUCAUCGGCCCGGUGCUCGUCAAGCAAGAGAAGAAGGAGGCUGCGUCUAAUGGUGAGUUGCAGAAGCUCGAGGCCAACCUUGAGGAGAUGCAGAAAAAGCAGGCGGCCAAGCGCAGGUUCAUCGUCGAGAUGCAGACCAAGCUGCAGCAGCCUCAGUAG
Molecule: messenger RNA, 342 nt
Organism: Acanthamoeba castellanii str. Neff
Lineage: Eukaryota; Discosea; Longamoebia; Acanthamoebidae
Product: Prefoldin subunit 6, putative
Exons: 2
Coding region: 1-342 (113 amino acids)
Biological process (GO): protein folding; chaperone-mediated protein complex assembly
Cellular component (GO): prefoldin complex; cytoplasm
Molecular function (GO): protein-folding chaperone binding
Source: RefSeq, a predicted model, not a curated record